Messenger RNA from Emericellopsis cladophorae, 369 nucleotides. RefSeq names its product T-complex protein 11. The record is from RefSeq and is a predicted model, not a curated record. NCBI's taxonomy places the organism in Eukaryota, Fungi, Ascomycota, Sordariomycetes, Hypocreales, Bionectriaceae. The coding region runs from base 1 to 369 and encodes 122 amino acids. The transcript has a single exon.
AUGGCCGUUGAGAUCUUCCGCUAUGCUAAAGCCCCAGCCUAUAUGCUCGCCAUGGUCGAGUCCGCACUUGGCGAAGUCCUUUCUAACCCCCACGACGAACUCUUCCUGGAAGUGGAAGCCGACUAUCACCGGCGUCUUUUAAUGGACCUCUGCAACCGCGUUCGGGAAUAUAAGGGGAUGAGCAGCUGGAGCCUGUACACAGCCGCUGUAGAGAAAAGGAUACCCACCAGCGGCAAUAUGCCCCGCGACUUUUAUGAAUGCCUGCGAGACGGUAUGGACAGUGGCGUCAGUGAUCUGGCCGUGAGGUUGGCACACGUCGGGAUUCUGCACUGGUGGGUCUGGGCGGACCUGGCGUAUCUCGGCGAGUGA